Messenger RNA from Penicillium bovifimosum, 1311 nucleotides. Its product is annotated as putative L-serine dehydratase. The transcript has a single exon. Gene Ontology annotation, molecular function: pyridoxal phosphate binding; L-serine ammonia-lyase activity; threonine deaminase activity. Bases 1 to 1311 code for a protein of 436 amino acids. Gene Ontology annotation, biological process: L-serine catabolic process; L-threonine catabolic process. NCBI's taxonomy places the organism in Eukaryota, Fungi, Ascomycota, Eurotiomycetes, Eurotiales, Aspergillaceae. The record is from RefSeq and is a predicted model, not a curated record.
AUGGGAAGCAUCGACAUUUCCGCCUGCGAUCAACCGCAGCUCAAAACGCCCUGGAUCGAGACACCCCUAGUCGAGUCCGCCUGUCUCUCUCGCGCAGCAGGAUGUAGGAUCUUCCUGAAGCUGGAGAAUGUCCAGCCAAGCGGCUCCUUCAAGUCCCGCGCCAUGGGCAACCAGAUCCUAUCCCACCUCCGCAACCCAGAAAACAAAGGCCGCAGAGUGCACUUCUACGCCUCAUCCGGCGGAAACGCCGGCCUAGCAGCCGUCUGCGCAGCCAAAAGCCUGGGCUACCCAUGCACAGUCGUUGUACCUAUGGCUACCAAGCCAUUGAUGCUCGACAAGAUCCGCGCCGCAGGCGCAGCAGACGUCAUCCGGCACGGCGAGACAUUCUCCGAAGCCGGGGAGUACAUGCGGGAAACCAUCAUGAAGACCAGCAACGGGGACGACAACGACGUCGUCAAGAUCGCCCUGCACCCCUUUGACAACCAGCCCAUCUGGGAAGGAAACAGCACCAUCAUCGACGAACUCGAGACACAGCUUCCCCCCGCCACAACCCCAGAAGAACAAAAAGCCUACUCUGACCGCGCCCUUCCCCUCGAUGCCAUUCUCUGCAGCGUCGGCGGCGGUGGCCUCCUCAACGGCCUUGUCAUGGGAAUCGAAAAGCGUCGCCAACAGAAACAAGCCACUUUGCCCCCCUCUUCCUCAACUCCAUCCCCCAUCCACCUCCUCGCCAUCGAAACGGCCGGUACCGAUUCGCUAGCGGCAGCUGUCGCCAAAAACUCCCUCGUCUCCCUUCCCAAGAUCACUUCCCAGGCUACCUCGCUCGGUGCCGUCCGCGUCUCGGAAACCACCUUCCAGUAUGCCGUUUCCCCGCCGCCGGGUAUCAAGGUGCACAGCACUGUCCUCUCAGACGCGGAAGCCGCGCGUGGCGUGCUGCGUCUCGCCAAUGAUGAAAGACUACUCGUCGAGCUUGCAUGUGGCGUUUGCAUUGAAGCGGCUAUCGGCGAUGCUGCUGGUGCUGGCUCUGUCCCGGUUUCGGGCGCUCAGAGUAUCAAAAAGCGCAAGAUCUCGGCUGAUCCUGCUGUCACCUACCGGGAUGAAGGCUACGGUGAUGACCGGUCGAUCUCGGCUGAUAGUGAGACAGAUCCCGAGCUUGAGCCGGAAGUUGGCCAGAAGGUUCGCUCUAGACUUCAGCAGCUUGUUCCUGAUCUCAACCCGCAGAGCAGGGUUGUGAUUGUCGUCUGCGGUGGAAGCUAUGUCACUGUUAAUAUGGCUUGUGAAUGGCGCAAGAUGUUGGACGAGGGAUGGGCAUGA